AUAGUUGAUCACUGCGAUGAAAUUAUAAGGGAUGGUGGGUUGUAAUGCGUAGAUUCAAUAGAUUUAUGAUACAGAGGCAGAUGUUAGACUUUUUUAUCUGUUUGGACAUCAUUUCCGCUGUGAUGAACGAUUAAACAUGUACUGCUUUACAGACGAAUACGCCGGAGCCGGAUUAAAAGGUAAAUGGCGAGGAUAAAGAAUCUGAGAAAUAGAGGUGGGUAUUUCAAAAGGAAGCUGGCGAAGAAGAAAAGGACAUCUUAAUCUUAACAAAAGGAUGGAAUAACACACGUCAUUUGCCUUUUCUGUGCACGAUUUUAAAAUGGCUAAGACAAAUAAAAAGCCUUAUGAAUGUUCUCUAAGGAUAAAAAUGUAGAAAACGCUCUGAGUGUAGGAUUUAGAGUACAAUGUCUGAUAAAACAGGGAUGAUAUCUGAGGUGUACAAUGCAUCAUACUGUAACCUUCGUGGGGUGGUUGCGGCUGUCAUUCUUUGGAUGGGAUUCAUCUAUUUCUACGUGGCGUAUAUGGAAGGUGAAGGGUAAAAUCAGAGGCGGUGACUCUCAGUUUCGUUUGAAACGGAUGGAUUGGGUUGUUCUCAUUGUCAUCGUGAUGGCCAUUUUAUUACUCUAUUCUGUCGACUGAUCAACCUUGACCGCAGACUGCGUAUUAAACUGCAUUUUAGUCGUUUAUCAAAGUGCUGCAUGCAGCGACUAUCUUUGUAAAUACAGUUGGUGUACAUUGGUGUUAUAGAUUUAGCUCAUCGAUUACAAAACUAUCGAUUACAAUAACGUGAUAGUUCAAAUGAACUAUAACAGAAAAUGUUACUGAUCAGCGUUGGCUCAGCUGUGUGUUCGGCUCUUUCCACCUUCAUUUUGACUCCUGUCGGUCUUAAACCAGCGAAGAAUUGACGGGCAUUGGUGUUGAUUUGUUUAAUGGUAAGGAAGGCCAUUCAUACCAUUAGGUUAAAUCUGGCGUGAAGCUCGAACCAUCAAUAUUGCGUGCAACAGAUGCAAUCAGCUUUAGUGCCUUAUUCUUGACAGCCAUGACUACUGAGUGAUGGGGUGGCUGACAUUGGUUUGUCUGUGUUUCGCCAAUGAGAGUUUGUUUGCCUCAGAACCUGAGAGCAGUUCAGUGUCCUAGCCGCCGUUAUGAUGUUAUCAGUUCGCUUGGUUACCAGGGAUGCGUGGUGGUUAGUAGUAUGGUGAUUAUAUCGUGAUCUAUCUUGGCAAGAAGUGGAGAGAGAACAAUGUAAAACGCGCCAUUUAUCAUGUUCAUAUCAGAAGGACCAUGUAUCAAGAUACCUUAAAGGCUUAUGUGGUCAUUCUCUCGUCAGCUUUAAACUGUGUAAAUCGUGCUAAGGCAUAGUCUAUGCAAAUCCCUUCUCUGGGAAAGCAGCUAGCUAGCGGUACCGUAAACAUCUGAUCGAGACAUUCAUGGAUGCUGGGUAAACAGUCAUUCGUCGUCCAAGCACAGGUGAUUAUUCGAGAAUAACGUCAACAGAGCUACAGAAUGGGUAAAAUGCCUGUUAAAGCAAUAAGCAUGUUGAAAGUCCAUCGUUCAUUGUAAAGGCCGAGGAAGACAGGUCGUUCAUGGAGAGAGGAUAUCACCAUCUGACUGCCGCUGACAAAUGAGGAAGGUCACACGAAGUCUCUCCAUCAUCAUUCUCCUUAAUGACUGGUGACAGCGGUUAUGGAUGCAAACGACCACUUAAAGGUCACGGUCACCGCCAAGAACAAUUACUUGUGUGUGCGUAAGGAGUCAUCAGACUCUUAAUGAAGGAACAAUAUUUACGUUCUGAGGCUCAGGUAGCAAUGAUGUCCAGGGGACCGAAUACUACGCAUCUUGUGUGUCCCGCGAGUACAUGUCGGAGGUGGUACCCUAUUAAAGAAGGUGACUCGGAGGAAGAAGCGAAGCAACUCCGUCUGGCCGACAGCCGCACCUCCGCACUGACGAUGUACGGUAUUCUUCUAGAAAGCGUUGAGCACUAUGUGCGCCUUCUUUACGGCGAUGAGAACUGGCAGGCUGUCAGAGAACGUGCCUCCAUCACCAACAAGGAGUUCACCACGCAUUGCCAGUACCCAAACGAAUACAUGACACGAAUAGCGGACGCAUGCGCGCAUGUCCUCAAAGAUAAAGAAGAAGCAAAGGACUUUAUGCGCUUCUUUGGACACUGUUUUGUUGACUUUUUUCGCCAUUACGGGUACGACCAAAUCAUGCGAAUUUCUGGCAGACACUAUCGGGACUUUCUCCAUGGGAUAGACAACCUUCAUGAAACGAUGAGAUUCAGUUAUCCGAAGUUAAGGAGUCCGUCGUUUUUUGUUGAAAAAGAGGACUCAAAUGGGUGUAUUUUGCAUUAUCGGUCGAAAAGGGUGGGAUUUUCACAUUAUGUUAUUGGCCAGUUGGAGUGUUGUGGAAAGACUUUUUAUGAUGUGGAAGUCAAAGUUAGAAUUCUGUCGGAGGAAACCUCGGACAGUUCCUUCCACGUUGUAUUUCGAUUAGACUUCGAUAAUUCUGCAUACAUUCCCGCGAUAAACAAAGUCAAGCUGACUGACCACGCUGAAUAUUCUCCUGUGGAACUGAAAGUAUUCUUCAAGGUCUUCCCAUUCAGUAUUGUGUUCAAUGAUGAGCUUGUUGUUCAAAACACAGGCGAGAACCUUCAUGUCUUGUUUGGUGAUCGCAAACUCAGCGGCUGUGAUCUCAGGAAAUUGUUUCGCCUCCGCCGUCCAAGAAUGGAAUUCACCUGGGAGAACCUAUUUUGCCUGCAGCGAGUGGUGUUUGAACUAGAAGCAGUAGACUUAAGUACAAAACAGAAACCCCUGAAGAAGGCUGAACGCAGUAAUAAACGUACCGAGCUAAUCCUCAGGGGCCAGAUGAAGUUUAUUGAAAAAUGGAAUGCAAUGGCUUUCCUCUGCAAUCCACUGCUGGGAAAUAUAAAAGAGAUGCAGGAAGUGGGUCUCUACAUCAACGAUUUGAAUAUGCACGACAACAGUCGCGAUAUGGUUCUUGCAGGAUGGCAGCAUGCCUCAACCUUAGAAUAUUCUAUAGAAAAGCAAAUCGAGAAGAGUAAACAGAUUGAGGAGACUGUUACAAAGCUCGACCACUUGAAGCAUCAGAGUGAGUCGCUGUUAUACUCAAUGAUUCCCAAGUCGAUCGCCGUCAAGCUCAAGAAUGGAGAGAAUCCGAUGAACACUUGUCAGAUCUUUCGGGAGGUGACAAUCAUGUUUAGCUAUUUGAUCGGCUUCACGGGUUUGUUUGCCAAGGUCCCGCCCAUGGAAGCAGUGCAGGUGAUCAGCUCCAUGUUCACUCUCUUCGACACUGUAUCAGACAAGUAUGACGUGUUCAAGGUUGAAACUCUUGGUGAUGCUGUGUAUAUGGUAGCAGGAGGGGUUCCAGAUUGGACGCCAAACCAUGCAACGAAUGUUGCAGGCCUUGCAUUAGAUUUGACCAAGCAGAUAUGUUCCCUUGAUGAUCCUUCCAAUCCUGGCAAGUCGUUGAUGGUGCAAAUAGGGAUGCACACAGGUGGCGUGGUAGCAGGAGUCGUGGGAAAGAAGAUGCCACAGUAUUGUCUCUUUGGUGAUACGGUCAAUACAGCUUCCAGGAUGCAGUCCUAUAGCAGGGCAGGCCUCGUCCAUGUGAGCGAGCCUUGUAACCAUUGUCUUCAGGGAGAUGACUAUGUGACGGUGUAUAGAGGGACGGGUAAUGUGAAGGGCAAAGGUGAGAUGAAGACUUACUGGUUGGUGGGGAGGAAGACGGACCCAGAUAUUGAGCAGAAAGUGAAAUUACUACAGUCAAGACCAGAAGAGAAAAUAACUAAGGCCCCGGCAGAGCCAGCAACGUCACCUCCCCAAACCGAAACCAAUGCUUACAAUGGAUUGCAUACAGCCUCGAACCAGUGACUUAAAAUUCUUUACAUUUCCGAUGAGACUACACUCCCAACGCAGCGACUCAGCUUGUCUCUCCCCUACAUGAGUUCAGGAUGACGAAUGGAUUGUCUCUGGAGUAUAUAGUCAGGAGUAAACGACCUGCGUUUUGCCAUGUGGAAGAUGUGACGUGGAAAUAAGUCUGGCACACCAGAUGAAUUCGUCUCCAAGUACUAUAACUUUCACUUUUGAUCUUGAACUUUGUACAGCACCGUAGUCUGGUGAAUGAAAUCUUGAAUAAAAUGUUGGC
This is a messenger RNA of Lineus longissimus, 4167 nucleotides long. Its product is annotated as soluble guanylate cyclase 88E-like. The record is from RefSeq and is a predicted model, not a curated record. Bases 1770 to 3893 code for a protein of 707 amino acids. NCBI's taxonomy places the organism in Eukaryota, Metazoa, Nemertea, Pilidiophora, Heteronemertea, Lineidae. Gene Ontology annotation, molecular function: heme binding; guanylate cyclase activity. The transcript is spliced from 12 exons. Gene Ontology annotation, biological process: nitric oxide-cGMP-mediated signaling; response to oxygen levels; cGMP biosynthetic process. Gene Ontology annotation, cellular component: guanylate cyclase complex, soluble.